Thrips palmi is the source of this 8252-nucleotide messenger RNA. RefSeq names its product unconventional myosin-XVIIIa-like. Gene Ontology annotation, cellular component: myosin complex. Gene Ontology annotation, molecular function: cytoskeletal motor activity; ATP binding; protein binding. The record is from RefSeq and is a predicted model, not a curated record. Lineage: Eukaryota; Metazoa; Arthropoda; Insecta; Thysanoptera; Thripidae. Bases 441 to 7124 code for a protein of 2227 amino acids. The transcript has 22 exons.
UUGCCGUUCAUGGUUCAUGGCAUUCUCGAGGUGCACCCGGCCCAUCCUUGUCCGAUUCCGCCACGCGUCCGCGCCGCGGCGUCCGUCCGCGUCAGCAAGACCACAAAAUUUGGCGCCGGCUACGUCGACACCGCGCUGCCGAUAGUGGCGUGGCGCUGUAUUCGCCUGGAGCGCGGUCUAUGUGCAGGCUGGAGCAAGUCUUCUGUACCCCGUUUCGCUCGUAAACAAAUUCGAUUUGAUCCGAUUUACUUGACGAUGCGUCAAUCCCUUCAGUGAGAUCGCGUGCUGGAAAAAGUUUCUCGAACCACAGUUGGUGUAAUGGCCCGUAGAUCGUGUUACACAGAUAGGGGCGUGUAACAAUUAUGUUUCAGGUACCUGGAGCAUCACCAAAGUUCAUUCACUCAGAUUCAGUGUUGUAACACCCAAAAUUAAACACCACCAUGUUCAACUUUAUGAAGAAAGGCCCUGCUGGGCCUAUGGAUAGAGAAGAGAAAGAAAAGCGGAAAAAAGAAAAGAGGGAGCAAAAAGAACGCAAGGAUGGAAAGAAGAGGGAUCGCAGUUCCAUGACUGCAGAGGAGCUACUACGCUUAGAUGAAGUGCGGCGUUCCCUGAAGCUUCGUGGCAGAAGAAAGGAGAAGGAGAAACUACCCAGUGGAAUUACAGCUGACUACAGUGCCAGUUUCUUUGGGGAUUUGGAGAGACUAAGUCCUGAAAGGGAAAAUUCUGAAACUGAUGGCCGUCGUGAGCGGACUGCAAGCCUUCCUCUUGGGCAAAGUUUGUCUUCAUAUAAUGCGAGCACCAUGGGUGGAACAUCUUGGGGAAGAGGAGCUGACAUGACCCAAAGUGAUAGCUCAGAAGCAAGUUCCAACUCUUUGAAUCAACAGCCCCAGGCAUCCAAGCUGCUGCAAAAAGUACUUCCACCACUUCCUCCACGGCCUCCCAAGCGCGGCAUUUUGAAGCAAGGCCCUCGAUCCAGUACUUCUAGCUUAGCAAGUGAUGGUGGUCCCAAUGAGACCCAGGGCAACACGGAUCCUAAUAUGGUUCUCGUCCGUAACACCAUCCAGAAUGAAGUCAUUACAUAUCAAAAUCUUCCUUCACAUUCCAAGUCUUCGACAUCGUACCUCUUUCCUGAUGGGGAUGGUACUAACAGUCCGCUGUCUGUGCUUUUGACUUCAGAAAAUUCUGCGCCUAGCCCAGAUUUCUCCAGUGAAGUACUCAUGUCCCCCAUGAGUGUCCGAAGUGCAGAUCAUGCACAAAGUAACAAUUAUUUGAAUGUUGAAUCGUCUCAUCAUGAGAAAAAACUGUCAAAAGCAAGCUUAAGUCCCAGUGCUGAUUCUCUGACUGACACAACUACCAAUUCAAGUUUUGCUACGCCACCAUUUAGUACAUCACCGGUUGGUGAAAGCCAGGGCUUUCAUGGCUUUGGUGGGCGUUGGAGUAAAUACGCCUCCAGCACAUUUGAAGAUGUUUGUUCAGAUUUACCACUACCUCCUAUUGCUCCAGUGCCCUUGCCGCAACCCCGUGAACUAACCAUCCAAAGGCAACCUCCGCCCAGAAGUGAUUUUGGAUUUUCUCUGAGGCGUGCUAUUAUUGUUGAGCGGCAAGAGACACCCCAAGGUGUCACUGUGCGAUCCAAAGCAGUUAUAUUUGCUGAACCAGGAACUAUUGUUCAGCACCACAAUGAGACUGGUCUCCUUCCCGGUGAUAGGCUAAUCGAAGUCAAUGGUAUACCUGUUGACGACAAGUCUAGAGAAGAAAUCAUUGGACUGAUUAAGUCCUCUGGCACCAGUGUUACUGUUAAGGUCCAACCCGUCCCCGAGCUGUGCGAGCUGACGCGCCGCUCCGCGGACGGCACCACCGUCGAGCUCGACGAUUCCAACAUCCGAGGAGGGACCCUGCGGCGCAGCGGGAGCCGGCGCUUCAAGAAAUCAGUGGCCAAGAGCGACGAGCAGCUGGAGACGGAGAAGGCGUGGCUGGACGCGGAGCGACUCUGGCUGGUGCACCGCAAGGGCUUCACGGCGGUGCAGGGCGGGCAGCGCGCCCAGCAGAACGCCGAGGCCGGCAGCGACGACGGCAGCCGCCUGCACGUGCGCGUCGACGCCACCCAGGAGGUGGUGACGGUCGACGACGAUGACGUCGAGAAGGCCAACCCCCCUCAGUUCGACCGGUGCGAGGAUCUGGCGCAGCUGCGCUACCUCAACGAGUCCUCGGCCCUGCACACGCUGCGGCAGCGCUACGGCUCCAACCUGGUGCACACGUACGCCGGCCCCGCCCUGGUGGCCAUCAACCCCAUGGUGCCGCUGGCCAUCUACAGCGAGAAGGUGGCGCACAUGUUCCGGGGCUGCAAGCCCGAGGACAUGCCCGCGCACAUCUACGCCGCGGCGCAGGCGGCGUACCGCGGCGCCCUGGCCUUGCGGCGCGACCACUCGCUCGUGUUCCUGGGCCGGUCCGGCGCCGGCAAGACGUGCAACUUCCGGCACGCGCUGCACUACCUGGUGCUGGCCGCCGGCUCCGUCAACAAGGUGCUGACCCCCGAGAAGCUGAGCUCGGUGUGGACGCUGCUGGAGGCGUUCGGCAACGCGCGCACCGCGGCCAACGCCAACGCCACCAGGUUCACCCAGAUCUUCUCCCUCGACCUGGACCAGUCGGGCCAGAUCGCGUCCGCGUCGCUGCAGCUGCUGCUGGCCGAGCGGUGGCGCGUGGCGCGGCGCCCGGCCGGCGAGGCCAACUUCCACAUCCUGUACCGCCUGCUGGCCGGCGCGGAGGGCGCGCUGCGCCGGGAGCUGCAGCUGGACAACGUCUACGGCAGCGAAAGCAACAUGUUCGUCACGCCGCUGCAAAAGAUGGAGGACAAGCAGAAGGCCGAGCUGGAGUUCUCCCGCGUGACCGCGGCCAUGAGCCUGCUGGGCGUCUCCGACGCCGAGGCCCGCGUGCUGUGGAACGUGCUGGCCGCCAUCUACCACCUGGGCUUUGCCGGCGCCGUCAAAGCCGACAAGAGCCAGAGGUGGCAGUUCGCCAGCCCCGCGGCCGCGGCCCGCGCCGCCCUGCUGCUGGGCGUGCCCGUCGAGGAGCUGUCCCGCGCGCUGUUCGGCUCGGCGGUGGGCUCGGGGUCCGGCAGCGGGUCCACGCCGCAGUCCGGCAGCCCUUCCAGCGGCCCUGGCUCCGGCGCCAGGGGCUCCUACAGGACGCCCUCGCCGUCGCCGUCCGAACGCAGCGUCACCGGUGGCCUCGACAGGGGCGAGUUCACCGGUGUGGAGGCGCUGGAGGGCUUCGUCGUGGGCCUGUACUCGGAGGUGUUCGGCGCCGUUGGCGCGCUCAUCAACAGGAGCCUGAGCUCGCAGAGCAACGCCGUGGUGUCGUUGCUGCUGCUGGACUGCCCCGGCCUCCAGAACCCCGCGUCCUGCGGCAGCCAGGCCGGCGCCUCCUUCCACGACCUCUGCCACAACUACCUGGCCGAGCGGCUGCAGCUGCUGUUCCAUCACUCGGAGCUGGUGGCGCCCAAGGACCGCUAUAUCCAGGAGAACAUCGACUGCGACCUGGGCGAGGACGACGCCGGCCUGGACGGGUCCACGGCGCCGCUGGUGGGCAUGAUCGACCGGCCGCCCGCCACCACCACCAUGCUGCGGUCCUCGCAGACCGACCUGCGCCGCGGCGUGGAGCAGGAGAAGCGCGGCCUGCUGUGGCUGCUGGAGGAGGAGGCCAACCAGCUGGGCGCCAGCGACACCUCCUUCAUCGACAGGCUCUUCUCGCACUACAGCGACAGGGAUCACCAGCUGCUGCUUCGCAAGGCCCCGGGCAACAACCACUUCGUGCUGCAGCACAUGCAGGCCACCAGCCCGGUGCUGUACUCCGCCAACGGCUGGCUCAAGGCCUGCAGGGAGAGCCCCACGACGCGGGCGGCGGCCGCGCUGCUGCAGGAGAGCUCCAGGGAGGAGAUGAGCAAGCUGUUCGUGAGCUGCCGCGGCGCGGGCAUCUCGUCCACGCUGGGGGGCUCCAUGGUGUGCAGCGCGGCGGGGCUGGGCGCCGAGUCGGGCGGCACGCUGCGCAGGGCGUCCAGCAUCCGGCGCACGCUCAACGCGGGCACGGCCGCCAUCAAGCGGCGCUCCGUCGCGCUGCAGGUCAAGUUCACCGUGGACGGCCUGAUCGAGACGCUGCGCCGCACGCGCUCCAAGUUCGUCUUCUGCCUGCUGCCGCAACACAACGCGGGGCUGUGCGACGCGCGCCGCGACUCGCUGUCCGGGGGGCUGCUGCUGCCGUCGUCGCCCAACGGCGCGGCGGCCGUCACGACGGACGAGAGCCUGAUGAACGUGCCGCUGCUGCGGUCGCAACUCCGCGGCGCCCAGGUGCUGGCCGUGGUGCGCCUGCACAAGCAGGGCUUCCCCAAGUUCCUGCCGCUGUGGGAGUUCCGGCGCCGCUUCCGACUGCUGGCGCCGCCCGACGCGCGCCCCGCCAGCCCCGUGGACGACGAGCGGAAGACGGCGCAGGACCUGGUGCUGGGCAUCGACCUGGAGCCGCUGCAGUUCCGCAUCGGCCUCAGUCAGAUCUUCUUCCGCGCCGGCGUGCUGGAGCAGCUGGAGGCGCAGCGCGACGAGCGCAUCGCCGGCCACGUGGUGCGGCUGCAGGCACGCUGCAGGGGCUUCCUCGCCCGGAAGCAGCUGGCCAAGAGAAAGGUCCAGGACCUGGCCGUGCGGUGCAUCCAGCGCAACGUCCGCAAGUUCAUGAGCGUCCGCGACUGGCCGUGGUGGCGUCUGCUGGUCCGGGUGACGCCGCUGCUCAACGUGCACCGCACCGAGGAGGAGCUGCGCGCCAAGUCGGAGGAGCUGGAGGCACUUCGCAGCAAGGUGGACAAGCUGGAGGCCGAGAGGACGCAGAUCAAGCACGAGAGCGACCGCCUGGAAGCCAAGCUGAGCGAGAUGACGGUGGACUUGGCGGAGGAGCACUCGACCGCCUCUCUGGCCACGGACCGCCUCGAGGUGGAAGUCGCGGACCGCAUUCGGCUGGAGAAGGAGCUGCAGGACGUGCAGGGCCACAACAAGCGGCUGCAGCAGGCGACGGAGCGGCUGGAGCUGGAGCUGCUGCACGCGCGCACGGCGGACCUGAACGGCGUGCACUCGGAGGACGAGGGCGGCAGCGGCGACGGCGACGGCCCCUCGGCGGCGCUGCGGCAGCGCUACGAGCGCACCCUCAGGGAGCUGGAGUUCACCAAGCGGCGCCUGCAGCAGCAGCACGAGGACGACCUGGAGCAGCUCGUGGGCCUCAAGAAGCAGCUCGAAAAGAAGCUGGCCGACGCCUACGAGGAGGUCGAGGAGCAGCGGCAGGUGGUCGGCCAAUGGAAGCGCAAGGUGCAGAAGCUCAACGCCGAGACCAGCGACCUGCGCCUGCUGCUGGAGAACCAGGGCUCCAGGAACAACCUGCUGGAGAAGAAGCAGCGCAAGUUCGACUCGGAGCUGCAGCUGCUGCAGGAUGAGCUUCGCCGGGAGCAGCAGCAGCGGGAGCGGCUGUCGCGCGAGAAGGAGAUCGCCCUCGGGGAGAAGUACUCCAUGGAGCAGAACGUCAGCGCGCUGCGGCUCGAGCUGGAGCUCAAGGAGGAGAAGGUGGUGUCGCUGUCGCGCGAGCUGGACGAGCUGACGUUCGGCGGCAAGACGGAGGAGGAGGUGGCGCAGCUCAAGAAGGCCAAGCACCAGCUGGAGCACAAGUGCAAGGACCAGCAGGAGGAGCUGGACGACCUGGCCGGCCAGGUGCAGCUCCUGGAGCAGGCCAAGCUGCGCCUCGAGAUGUCGCUGGAGCAGCUGCGCAAGGAGCACCGCAAGGAGAUCGGGCAGCGCGACGACGAGCUCGAAGACGUGCGCUCCAACGCGCACAAGAAGGUCAAAGCCCUGGAGGCGCGCCUGGAGGACGAGCACGAGGAGCGGACGCAGCUGGUGCGCGAGAAGCACGAGCUGGAGCGGCGCCUGGGCAGCGUGGAGGAGGAGUGGCGCGCGCGGCGCACGCGGGACGACGGCCAGGUGCAGCGGCUGCGCCGGGACCUGCGGCGCACGCGCGCCCUGCUGGCGGACGCGCAGGCGCAGCUGGAGCGCGCCAAGGCGGACACGCCGGGCAAGGCGGCGCUGCGGGGCCUCCGCAACCAGCUGGAGGACUUGGAGCUGGCGCGCGCGCAGGCCGUCAAGUCGCGGCAGCUCGCCGAGCAGGAGCUGGCCGACGUGCAGCAGCAGCUGGAGGACGCGCAGCGCCUGCGCCACGAGAGCGAGGAGCGCGCCCAGGCCGCCAGUCGGGAGCGCACCGAGCUGCGCACGCAGCUGGAGGAGAACGAGGACGAGCUGUCCGAGGUGAUGAACAAGUACCGCGCCGCCGUGCACCAGCUCUCGGCCGAGCAGGCCACGCUGCAGGACAGCGUGGCGCGCGUCGCCGAGCUGGAGCAGGAGAACGCGUCGCUGCAGGACCAGCUGGCCGAGCUGACGGCGCGCCUCGCCAGCGCCGAGACGCUGGGUGACCCCAGCAGCUCGCUCACGGCCAAGCGGCUGGAGCUGCGCUGCAAGGAGCUGGAGUCGCGGCUGGAGCUGGAGCAGACGACGCGCGGCCGCCUGGACACGCAGAUCUCGCGGCUCAAGGAGACCGUGGACAAGCUGCAGAGCGAGACCAGCUUGCUGCGCGCGCGAGAGCAGUCCGCCCAGGACCAGGCGCGCAAGCUGCAGCGGUCGCUGCGCGAGGUGCGCGAAGAGAACUCGGGCUUGGGGGCGCGCGACGCGGAGGCCCUGGAGAAGAGGAAGGCGCUGGAGAAGCGGCUGGAGGUGGCCGAGGCCGAGGCCAGCUCGGCGCGCGGCGACCUCAAGGUGGCCCUGCAGCGCAUCGACGACCUGCAGCAGGCCAUCCAGGGCGACCUCGAGCUGGACGACAGUUCCGCUAGUGAUAACAGUGACAAUGAUAACGAUUCUGAAGGAUCCGACGAGUCGAUUGAAACAUUCCUGGCCAACCACAACAUGGGAUCUGGCCGCCUAUCUACAGCAAAUUCAAGCAAAAGGUCAUCAUUAUGUGAACGUAGUCCUCGACAGGAAAGAACUCCAAUGUUUGAUCUAAGCCCAAGAUUAGGAGAACCUUGCAGUACACCAAAGGAAGACACAAGUUAAAACAAACCUGAUCCAGUCAUUAAGUAAGAUGCUCAUUUGUAGUAAAAUGAAAAUUUCGAUUAUUAUGAUGGUAAUUACUAUUACAAUUAUUAUUUGUUGAUUAUUUUUUCUUGAUAGUAUGGUAUGUGUAUGUUGUUAAUUCUGUUGUAAUCCUGGUUAGGCUAGUUAAAAACAAUUUUAUUUGUCUGUGAGGCCGGUUUGAUUGGUAUUAUCAAAAGUGCACUAUUGCAAUUUAUUAUCUGCUGUCAUUUUUAGUAUGGUUUUUAUGGAAAUUAAUUAUUCAUGUUACUUUAAAAGUAUCUAAGCCAAUGUUGAUUUCAUUUUGCCUUUGAUGGAGCUGAGCUCUAAAUUCAGUUUGUAUGAAAACUGUUUCAACUUUAUUAGUAGGAGUGUUGUAUGAGUUGAUUUGUUUAAGAACAUUGUGUUAAGAGAUUUGUAUCAAAGAUCUUUUUAUCUGAAAAAAUAGUGAUUUGCAUUGAUCGCUUUGAAAAAAUGUUAAGCAAUGGUUCUUUUUAGACAGCGUUUUAAAAAUCCAGCUGUAUGGCUCUUGAUUGUUUGUAUAAUUUUACAGUACUGCUCAUUUAGCAUGCUUGCAUUGCAUUACAUCAAGGUCAUUCAAACUUAGUGUUCAAAUGAAGAAACCGCUUGUGAAAUGAUUUUUUAAUUUCUCAAUCGGUUUCUAAUUAUGGCAUUUGGUUUACGUGUUCCUCAUUUUGAUUAAAACUGCCACUUGUGGACCAUGAGUUGACUGAGGCAUACAUGUUGCCAGCUCUUACCUUCAUUUAGUGAAACCUUGUAGAUUUGUGAACAAUUUUAAUGUAUUUUCUCUGAACAAAUUGUAUGCCUGUAGCUGCCCAAACUUCUGUUUAAAAAGAACUGGUGUGUACUUACUGAAAAGCAACUUUGAUAAAAUUUUGAGGACGGUUUUUGUCUUUCUAGGAUGAGAUUUUGAUUGUGUGUUAAACAAUGCUUUUGAAAGCAUUCCGUUUUUGUUAAAUUUUUGAAUGAAUCUUAUUCUUACUUGCAGCUCAGUUUCAUUGUUGUUGUUUUUUCCUGUAAGUAAUUAAACUUCAAGAGGUGUAAAAUAUGAUGUAUUUAUGUAUAAAGAAAUAUAUUUAAGAGCAAGAA